Molecule: messenger RNA, 2679 nt
Organism: Periophthalmus magnuspinnatus
Lineage: Eukaryota; Metazoa; Chordata; Actinopteri; Gobiiformes; Gobiidae
Gene: snphb
Product: syntaphilin b
Exons: 5
Coding region: 1-2679 (892 amino acids)
Biological process (GO): neuron differentiation
Cellular component (GO): mitochondrion; cytoplasmic microtubule
Source: RefSeq, a predicted model, not a curated record
AUGGAGAGUGGGUUCAUGGCGUCGUUGCGUCCAACCAAAGGAGCGACUCACAAAUCUCCGUCCAAAAGUGCCAGAGAUCGCCAAAGCACCUCGCCCGCUACCCGCUCCAGCUCGCCAACGAAUGCCGCCCGCUCCAACUCGCCGCGGUCCAACUCGCCAUCCGCUCCCACUGCUUCCCGCUCCCGGCGGACGGCGCCCCCUAGCUCCAGAGACACUCAUGGACCCUCCCGGUGUAGCAGCUCCUCAGGCUCCUGUAAAGGCAGUGACUGUAGUCCUACAAAAGGGCGUCAGAAGAUGAAGUCCUGCACCGAGAACCACGGCAUACGCCCCCCUCCCCCUGAGCAGUAUCUCACCCCCCUCCAACAGAAAGAGGUCUGCAUCAGACACCUGAGGUCCAAGCUCCAGGAGACCAUCGGCGCCCUUCAGAACAGGGACUGUGAGAUUGACGAGCUGAGGGAGCGCCUGUUCCAGAUGCAGGAGGACUGGGUGGAGGAGGAGUGUCACCGUGUGGAGGCGCAGCUCGCCCUGAAGGAGGCGCGGCAUGAGAUCUACGCCCUCAGACAGGCCAUGGAAGGAGUCAGGGGGAGGCUGGGCGAGCCUGGCGACUCAAACUUCCAGAACCACAAACUGGAGAGCCUGCUCCUGAUGUCUCAGAGUGGGCCGGUGGAGGCGGGGGUCAGGGGGGAGGUGAGGGUCAGGGGGGACGUGGGUGUCCGGGGGGAGGUGAAUGAUGGGGAGGAGAGAGGGGCGUACCGUCCCCGCACAGGAGGCUCGGCUCCGGCCUCCGUCUCAGGAGAGAGUCCUGGAGGAGGUCUGCCCAGAGCGUCUCCUGGAGGCGGUGGGGGGUCGUGCUCGUGUGACGGCUCUCCAGCGCGGUCGCUCACUCGUAGCUCCACCUACACCAAAUUGACGGAGGCGGCGCUGGCUCAGAGCUUCCCUCAGCACUUCGGCUCCAUGUCGGCUCAAGGCACUCAGGACAGCGGCUUCUGUGGCGCCGACAAUGCCCCGCCCACCCGCGCCGAGCUGCUACUGGAGGCGGCAUGUCUGUCUGAAGAGACCGCCUCUCUGCUGAGCGCCUACACGCAGACAUUUGCCUCCCUGCCCCCCUCUCUCCCCCACUCCCUCACCCAUAACCUCCCCCCUCCGUAUCAACAGCCCCACACCCUGCCUCACACCCUCCCCUACUCUCAGACCCUCCCACACUCCUUCCCCCGCAGCCACCCGUCUCACGCCCCCUUCCAUGCACUGCCGCACUCCUCCACCUGUGAGGGGCUGUGUGGAGGAGACUACGCCCCCCUGGCUCAUCCAUACCGCUGCAGCCUACCCCCUCUGAGCUGCAUGAGUCACCCCUGUCUGUCACAUCACCUCUUCCUGCACCCACUCCGAGAGGCGGGCAUCCAGACAGAGAGCUGCCCCAUCCCGGCGUCCGGAGGCUCGGACCUUGACACCAUCGCUGAGGCACGCACAUUCAGGUCCCAGGCAUGCAGUCCCACCUCCACAUGGACUUCCGAUGACGGGGAAGAGCUUGACUCCGCCCACUCUCUCACCACUGUUAUGACCACCGCUACCGAACCCCUCCCUGCCGCAGCCGUCAGGCCAGGACAGGUGCUCCCGAGGUCAGCCACUGUUGCCUGCUCCAUUGAGGGUCCCGAGGCUGUGAGUGUGGGAGAGAAGGAGAAAGAAGAGGAGAAAGGGGAGACUGAGAUGAGAGAGAAAGAGAAGAGUGGUCUGGGCCUAAAAGAGGACACAGAUUUACCAGAGGAGAAAGCAAACAAACCCGAGGAACUGAACACCGUCUGCAGUGACCUUCAACAAGACGACAUGGAUCUGACCACGUGGACCACAGAGCUGGAGGUAGAAGAUCUGAGCUGCUCUGCGCUGUCUCUGGACGAACCAAUGACAAGCCAAAUGCAAACAAACCAAUCGGAAACGAGUCAACCCCAGACGACCCAAUCAGAAAGAAGCCAACCACAAAGGAACCAAUCAGAAAUGAGCCAACCACAGCCAGACCAAUCAGAAACGAGCCAACCACAAAGGAACCAAUCAGAAACGAGCCAGCCACAGAUGACCCAAUCAGAAACGAGCCAACCACAAAGGAACCAAUCAGAAAUGAGCCAACCACAGACAGACCAAUCGGAAACAAGACAAACACAGACAAACCAAUCAGAAACGAGCCCACAACAGACAGACCAAUCGGAAACGAGACAACCACAGACAAACCAAUCAGAAACGAGCCAACCACAGACAGACCAAUCGGAAACGAACCAACCACAGACAAACCAACCGCAGAUGAACCAACCACAGCGCUCCUCCUCCCCCCUCCUCGGCGAGCUCUUUAACCCCGCUGUGGGGGAGAUCGAUGGAGACGAGGAAGGUCCAGAGGCAGUCCCAGAAGCAGGUGCAGAGGCAGGGGUCGCAGAGGGCUCAGAGUCUUCAGGACCCAUCGAGAGGAGCUACUGGAGCAGACACUUCCUGGUGGACCUGCUGGCGGUGGCGAUUCCAGUGGUCCCCACGGUGGCCUGGUUGUGCCGGGGGCCGGUCCGAGACGCUCAGCCCAUAUACCACUUUGGCUCCCUGCUUCGGGGCUGCUGCACCGUUGCCCUGCACUCGCUCAGGAGGGGGGGGGGGCUGCGGCACUACCCGGCCGGAGGGGGCAUGGGAGGGGGCGGGAACAUGUGA